GGAGGAGGAGGAGAUGGUGGUGGUGGAGGAGAUGGUGGCAAGUAGGCCAUAGUGCAGGUGUGUGAGGGGGUGAAACAUGGCCCUGUCGGUGGGCAUGGGCUUCUUCUUCCACCUCUCCCCCACCCCAAAUCAUCCUCACCAUUCUCUGGAGUAGUUUAGACUGCUUCAACACACACCAAGCCAAGCCAAGCCAAAGCCAAUCUAGCCGUGCUGCUUUCUCUCUCCUGUCACCUCUCUCCUCUGUUGGUCUCUCACUCUCACCAUCUCCUCUUCUGUUCUUCUCUUGCUUGGCUUGGCCUGGCCUUCUCUCUUUCCUCAGGAUGCAUGGAUGGAUAGAUAGAUAAGAUAGCUAGGUAGCUCUCUCUCAAGGAAACAUUCCCCACUUUAUGCCAUAAUAAUUAAUACUAUUGUUGUUGUUAGCCAUAUUGUUAUUAGUAGUAGCAGUAUCACUAACCAAGCCAUGCAUACUACUACUACCACCACCACAAUCCAUGCUUUUGUUAUCUAGCUAACCAAGAAACAAUAUAAUCCCCUCUUUUCAUUUGCUUCCUCCUCUUCUUGACUCCUUGAGGCCAACACCAAACCCUUCACCCCCUACUCCUCUUUCUAUUCCACUACCAACACAAACCUACAACUUGUAAGUUAUAAGAGCUCAACACCAUCACCAACUCAAACCCUUCCUCCAAACUAGCAAAGGAAGGAGGAAUCAUCCUAAUAUUAGGCUACUAGCUAAGCUAGCUCUCUUACCCUAGAGAGCUAGAGACGCCAUGGAGUACAAGAGAUCAUCGCAUGUGGAGGAGGAGGAAGAGGAGGAAGAAGAGGAGGACGACGAGGAGGAAGACGAGGAGGAGCAAGGUCACCAUCAGUACACGACGGCGGCGGCGCAGCAGCAGCUGCACCCGCAGGUUCUUGGCUCGUCGGCUUCCUCGCCGUCGUCGUUGAUGGACUCCGCCGCUUUCUCGAGGCCCCUCCUGCCUCCCAACCUGUCGCUCGUGUCGCCGUCGGCGGCGGCGGCGGCGGCGCCCGGUGGAUCCUACCUGCAUGCGGCUCACCACCAUGGGCAGGGAAGAAGGGUGGAGGCGCCUGGUGGGGAGAGCCAGCACCAUCUCCAGCGCCAUCAUGAGCCGGCGAGAAAUGGCGUUCUUGGCGGCGUCGCCGGUGCUCACGCGGCGUCUACGCUUGCCCUCGUGGGUGGUGGUGGUGGUGGUCCGAGAGGCGGCGAGGGGGCGGCGGGCGAGGCGCCGACGUGGAGGUACAGGGAGUGCCUCAAGAACCACGCGGCGCGGAUGGGCGCGCACGUGCUCGACGGCUGCGGCGAGUUCAUGUCGUCCCCUGGCGACGGCGCCGCGGCGCUGGCCUGCGCCGCGUGCGGCUGCCACCGUAGCUUCCACCGCCGCGAGCCGGCGGUCGUCGCGCCGGCCUCGCUCUCGCUCUGCCCCGCCUCCGCCUCCGCCUCCGCCGCCGCCGGCCUGGUGUCCCUAUCCCCCUCCGCGACGCCCACCGGCGCCAACUCCUCCCGGCUCAUGCCGCUCCUCCUCGCCCCGCCGCACAUGCAGAAGCGCCCGCCCGUCCUCCCCGUGUCCCCGGCGUCUGCGCCCGCCGCGCUGGCCGAGUCGUCAAGCGAGGAGCUGCGCCCGCCGCCGCUCCCCUCUUCCCACCCCCACGCGCACGCGGCCGCCGUGGUGGCGGCGUCGGCCUCCGCGCCGCCGGGGCCGAGCAAGAAGCGCUUCCGGACCAAGUUCACGGCGGAGCAGAAGGAGCGGAUGCGUGAAUUCGCGCACCGCGUCGGGUGGCGCAUCCACAAGCCCGACGCCGCCGCCGUCGACGCGUUCUGCGCCCAGGUCGGCGUCUCCCGCCGCGUCCUCAAGGUGUGGAUGCACAACAACAAACACCUCGCCAAGACGCCCCCGUCGCCGACAUCGCAGCCGCCGCCGCCGCCGCUCCACCACGAUCCUUCUCCUCCUCCCCCUCCUCACCACCACCACCACCACCAUCACCACCACCACCCACCACAACACCAUCAGCAGCAGCAGCAGCAGCAUGAUGCAUGAGAGAGUGAGCGAGUAGAACAAUGCAGAGAGGAUGAUGCAUUAGCAUUAGCUAUUAAUUAGCUCUCCUUUAGCUUUUCUUCUCCUGUGUAAUUCUUCCAAGACUGCAGUAACCCUCCCUGUUGUUAAGUUUAACUCAUGCAGCAGCAUCAGUUACUUAGGAGAGUAGAUGCAUUGUUGCCAUGAGAGGUAAUUAAAUCUGAUCUUAGGACAUGCAUGCACGCAUUGCUUUGCUUCCCUUGGAUAAACAUGAUUAGGUUUAGCAUGAUAGAGCCAAAUGCUAAGUGCAUUUUAGGGCUUCUUUCUUCUCUCUCUUGCUAGUGCUAGUGGUAGUGCAGCAGUAGUGCAUGCGCGGCUGUGCUUGUAUGUAGUAUUGUGUUGGAGUAGUAGCAGAAUUCGCAGUGGCAUUUGCAAUGCAAUGCUCUCUGCUGCCUAUCUUGGCCUUGGGCACCACAUGCUUUUGACUUUGCCUUUCGGGUUUGUAGGAUUCCUUUUGGCAGAGGGUGUGUAUUGUGCUUGUGCAUUGUUGCUGCAUGCAUUGGGGUUUGGUACUUUGGUUUGGUGAGCGAGAGGGAGAGGGAGAGUGGAGGGGGUCCCUUUGGAGGUACUUAGGCAUGGGGGUUUGUCAUUUGGUGUGCAAAAGUACAAUUAGGGGGGUCAUUAAAGGGAGUGUUUGUUUAUGGCUUCUAAGCUUCUGUGCUGGGCUUUUCUUCUGUCCUGGCAGGGUGGGGACACCUCCACUGCCCUUGCUGCUAAACCCCCUUUCUUAAGGGCUUUUGCAGCCUUUUUUGGGGGGCAAUUUUGUUUGAGCUGCUUCUAGCCUUCUGCCAAAGCUGUUUUUUUUUUCUUUCUCUCUCUCUUUCUUCCUUCCUCUCUCUCUCUCUCUCUCUCUCUCUCUCUCUUUCUCUGGUGGUGUUGGACUUUGGCCAGAAGGCAAGUGCAUGUGAGAGUGGACUGUUGUGUCAGAAACUCAAAGGGGAAGAAAGCCCUGUGUUUUGAGUGUGUGUGUGUGUUGGAUGUAGCCUAUGCAGAGUGAAUGAUGAUAUGUACUUGUCGGCAAAUACAAGGCUUGGAUUGGAGCCAUUCAACUUUGCAUUUGAUGCGGUAAGGAGAAAGAUGUGUUCUUGGUAAUGACAUUUCAUCGCACCGUUUGUUUUCAUGUCACCAACAUGAUAUAUAUUGAUGUUUCUGUCUU
Molecule: messenger RNA, 3243 nt
Organism: Oryza sativa Japonica Group (Japanese rice)
Lineage: Eukaryota; Viridiplantae; Streptophyta; Magnoliopsida; Poales; Poaceae
Source: RefSeq, a predicted model, not a curated record